GUAAAAUAUAUAAAAAAAAUAAAAUAUAGUAACACUCAAGUCCAGGCCAAAACCAGAAACCCAAAUAUAUUACGUGACCAAGUGCAGCUAAACAAAAAAAAAAACAACGGAAAAAAAAACAAAGAGGAAAAUCUAUAACUAUCAAAGAGCAAAUUGUGUGUAUGAAGAAAAAACAAGCCACAAAUCAGAGCGAAAAACAGAAGCAGGAGCAGCAGUAGCAGCAGUAACGGUAACGGCGGCAACAUUGCAACAUUGCAACAACCACCCAGCAGCAACCAGCAACUAGCAACGCAACAACGAAAGCCAGAUACCUUGAAGAUACCGGAGAUAUAGCCGGGGGUGCAAGUUAAAUAAGCUGGCAGGCGGAUGUGGUAGGAUCGCAGGUGGGCAGGAUCUUGCGGCUGGGGGAGGCAGAAGGAUGCCAGCCAAAGGACGCAAUAUUGCAACAUCCGCAAGUUCGGGAACACGGAAUCAAAGCUGAAGGAGCAACCGCAGCAAUACUCUCAAGGCGACGCAUGUCAAUGUCAAAGUUGAAACAGAAGUAGAAGUGGGUUCCAUUAGAAGAGGGACAAGAACGGACAGGAGGGCGGGUCAAUAGCUAUAAAGGCAAAAGCAUUUUAACUGCAGAUGACAAAGAAGGUUGUGCUACAUCUACAUAGUAAAUACAAAACAAAUCUAAGCAUAAGAAUACCCCAAAAACCACACCCCAACCACAGAGAAACCUAGACCAAAAUCAACAGGACGGCAGCAAACAAGUGGAGGGCAAUACCCGGAAUUUUGAUUGCCAAAGCGCCAAGCUGGCAAACUGGGAAGGCAGACGGAUACGGAUACGGUGACCCGUUUAGCAGGCAAGAUGUCCGUGGACUUUAUACUGCCCAAUCGCAAUAAGAUCCAAACGAUUGCCUAUGCGAGUGCCAGCAAGAAAUAUGUGCCCGGCGGAUCCGCAUCCACUCUGAGCUCCGGAUCGGUGUCGGUAUCGGGAUCGGGUGGUGACCUGCAGAGCUGGCGACGCCCCAAGCCCAGGAACUCCGGAAAAGUGAAGCUCGAGGAUAAACCCGCGGUGACGGCCAGUUCGGUGCUAAGGAAUGCCAAUGGAAAUGGCCUGGGAAAUGGCGGCAAGUCACCACUCAAAUCGCUGACCAAACGGAACUCGCGUUCGAUUCUCAAACGGGAGAUCAUCGAUCUGGACGAUGAGGAUGGCGAGGAGCAGGAGGAUCAGCUCUGCGAACAUCUGGAAUGGUCCGCCGCCCAAUCUCUGGUCCAAAUGAACUCCUCCAAGCAGGAGAAGCAGCGGCGAGCAGGAACCACAGGAACAGGAUCUCCUGCCACUGUGACAGCGCCAAUCUCCGCCUCAGUAUCGCUUCGCCGUCCAGUGGGCAGAGCUCCGGCCGAGGAUGGCAAAGUGAUUUUCUAUGCGCCGCCCGCCAGCGCCAGUGGAUCCCCCCGGCAGCCGGAGCCGGUGACCUUGAAGCGGGAGCGCGAGCGAGACAGGGAGCGCGAGAGGGAGAGGGAGCGCGAGCGCGAGCAGGAACGCAUGCGGGAGCAACAAGUUGCAGCGGCCGCGGCGGCAGCAUCGAUUUAUCGAGGUCGCAGCGUAGAGGAAACGGAAGCGGCACACGAUCUGCUCUCGCUGUCACAGAGCCUGCCGCCCCUGAUCCCGCCGUGCGUGGUCACCAUCAUGAAGCAGGAGCAGGAGCAACUGCGCUCCCCGGAAAUCCAGGAGAUAACGAACAGCGCUUCCAGCCGAUCGCCGCAGUCGACCAUUCGUUUUAUUGGCAGCAGCUCCUACGACCUGAUGGGUGGCUCCGCGGAGAGGGCCAACAACUGCUCGCCACUGACGCCGCCGAACUCGGAUCACAGCUCCGACGUGGAUAUCGACAUGUCUUCCUCCUCCGAAUCAGGUCUGCAGCAGUGGGGCAAGUCCAAUGCGCAGCAGAAUCAGCAGCGUGCCUCGGCCCUCAAGAUGUGCCUCAACAUGCUGGAUGGCAGGACCAAGGCGAGCAAGGCCGCUGCUGUGACCAAGCAGGACAGGCAGCAGGAACCCCAGCAGCCGCGUCCCAAGAGCGCCCAGAGCAAUGCCUCGUCCGGCGGUGGUCCGCCAUCGGAGCCGCCAGAGAAUGCCACGGCCAGCAUGGGACACAGCUCCACGGGCAAUGGGGAGAACUACGCCAAGCGGAAGAGGGGCUGCUACAAGUGCUGCGAGUGUGGCAAACAGUAUGCCACAUCCUCGAAUCUGUCGCGCCACAAGCAGACGCAUCGCUCGCUGGACUCGCAGUCGGCCAAGAAGUGCAACACCUGCGGCAAGGCCUAUGUUUCCAUGCCCGCGUUGGCGAUGCACUUGCUCACGCACAAGCUAUCGCACAGCUGCGACAUCUGCGGCAAGCUCUUCUCCAGACCCUGGCUGCUCCAGGGACACCUUCGAUCCCACACCGGCGAGAAGCCCUACGCCUGUGUCCACUGCGGCAAAGCCUUCGCCGAUCGCUCCAAUCUGCGUGCCCACAUGCAGACCCAUUCCGGGGACAAGAACUUCAAGUGCCAUCGCUGCAACAAGACCUUCGCCCUCAAAUCGUACCUCAACAAGCAUCUGGAAUCGGCAUGCCUCCGGGAUGCCGGUGCCAUCGAUCAGGGCAAGGGCUUGGAGGAGGACGACGACGACUGCAGCAAGCAGGAUGAGCUGGAGAUGGGCGACGAGCUGGACAGCGAUGAGAACAGCCAGGACAUUGUGGUGGCCUAGGGUUGAUCGACCUAGGGAAUUUUCCUGCCCGCAACUAAAAUACUUUAUACCAGAACCCUAUAAGCAAUACUCGAGCACCCUUAUCAAAUUAAUACUAAAAAGAAUUAACAAAACCAAAUGAGAAUUAAAAACAAACAAAAUCUAGUCUAGAAAUCGGCUUACUAGCGGAGUAGUUCUUUAAAUGGCAUGAUGAUGAUGAUGAUGAUGAUGGAUCUCAACUCAAUAGAAUCUUCUUCAAGCAGUUAUAUACACGCACUUAUAUCUACUCACUUAUAAUCUGAACUAUUCCAAAAAUCUCUCCAAGUUGCAACUUUUACUGAACGAAAAUGAAGAUUGGCAGGCGUAAGAACAAAAAGAAAAACAAAAAACAAAAGACAAAAAAAAACAAAAGGUUUGAGAAGGAAAUCCAAAACGUAACUUAUAGUAAAAAUCUGACACAACGAAUAUUAUGGAACAUAAGUAGAAAUUCUAUAUAUACACAGAUCAAAAUAAGCAUUAUAUACAGAUGGAUGGUGGUAGGAUGAAAGGAAACGAUGGAAACGGCAAAUUAUAUGUAUACAUAUGAACUAAGUGAAUAAUACCUAGCGAGCAGAACCAAUUUGCAUGUUUUUUGGUAAAUAUCUACUUUUAGGCAUCGUUUUAGGGCUCUAGAGUUUAUAUACACCCCCCCCUCUCACAGAUACCAAAUACCAUACACCAAACACCAAACACCAGAUAACACACACACUAAUCCACUCACCACUAGAUGUAGUCCUUAGAGUACUGAAGGAUUCGAUCGGAGCUCAGUUCAAGUCCUAGCAAACUAAUCAAUUAGUGAACUUAUAGCACUACCACUACCACAAACCGCAAUCGCAAACGCAACUCCCUAUAUCUCUCUUGCUCUUAGACUCUUUUAAAACGUACUCAAUGAUCAAGUUAGCAAUCGGAAAUCGGAUAUAUCUAUAUCGGAUAUAUAUAUAUAUAUAUAGAUAUAUAGGAUCAGAAUCGAAUGAGACGAACCAUUUUAACCGCUGCGGCAACUUUACACUCUAACCAAGUUUAGGAUGAGAUUACUUCCAUAUUAUGCUCUAACUCGAUAAACGGAAAACUACUUCAAUUACUUAGAAAUGAUUAAAAUUAAUGAGAAAACAAUUUAGAAACAUAUCACAAGGACAAUACUUAACAUAAAUAAAUACAUUCAAAGUAUGGAAAGUAUAUUGUGGCGAUGGAGUCGCGAACCCAAUUAAGACAUUCUCAUACACAUGCAACAAAUUACUUAUACUUACGAAAUAGUUAUUUUAUUACUAGCAUUAGAGUUCCCCAACCCCCUCCCUCGCUCCCUCCCUCGCCCUCGUGUACAUAUACAAGCGCCACAUAAAAUGCAAGUUUAAAAACAAUUAAAUUUUUUACAAGAACUACCCCCGUACCCGCGACCCCUCGAGCUUUGGCCCAGCCAAAGGUUUCUUAUGGACAGGAACACAUCCUCCCCGAUCGCAAAAAAGGAUAUACAUAGAGAUAUAUAUAUCCCCAUAUACCCAAUGUUCUGGGAGGUCGCAGAUGGAGAAGAUAGCAGAAAGGUUGAUGAAACGAUGAUGAUGAUGAUGAUGAUGAUGAUAGAUGUAGGAGACGCACUUGUAAAACAAAUGAUAACUAAAAGCAAUUCCAAAGUUAAGUGACAUAGUUUUUAACAAACCAAAACCAAACAAAAAAAAUACAAAAAUUUGUAAUUCUAUAAAACAAAAACAAAACAAAAAAAAUCGAAAAGUAUUGAUAUAUACACAAACAUGUAUUUAUUUUACGCGUAGUUUUAUUCCAAAAACCAAAUGCAAAGGGCAAAGAAAAUCCAAAAGAAAACAUAAACCAAAAGAGUAAACUUGAAAACAAUUUAAUUAAAUUGUCAAUUACGAUUAUUUCAUAAUUUAAGAAUUGAUGAACGAGGCAGACGCGAUAGAGGUUAUUUUUUAAAGCAUAUAUAUACACAUAAAUAUAUUACAAAUAAAUAAAUAUAUUUAAAAGAGGCAGUUUUAUAUCGAAAUUAAUAAUAGUAAAUGCAAAGUAACAACAAAAUAUUGAAAACCAUUCGAACUUAAUUAUACAACGAGCAAGAAACCAUUAAUUAUAAAGACCCCGCCCCCCCACACACACACACACACUCUCACACAACAAAUACGCCCACAUUUUAUAGCAACAACGGAUUAUUACAUCGUAUCUACAUACGUGCGCGCCAUGUAGAUAACCACGUAAAGUAACGCCGCAUGUCGCAGUUCUAGGCAGCAAUUCUAGAAUCUAGAAUUUAGAGUCUAGAGUCUAGAAUACGAGUAUUCGGGGCAGAAUUAGAAUUUAGACCAGAGAGUGCUAUGUGCAUUGUUUAUAGGGCCAUAGUUCGAAAUCGUGUUUAUGCAUGGCUUUAUUGAUGAUUAUUGAUAGCGUUUUAAAUAGCAUUAAAUGCCUAUAUACACAUAAGCAAACCAAACAAAAACCAAACAAACAAAAAACCAAUGAAAAACCAAAAAAAAAAAAAAAACAAAACGUAUAUAAGAAAUUCCAUUGAACAGUAGUGGUAACAAUUAUGUGAUUUGCAAUUUUACAUUCAAAAUAUAUAUGAAAUAAUUACGAAUAUAAAUAGAUUAUAUAUUGAGGCGAGCGUUUAAUUGAUUUAUUUAUGAGUAAGAUUUAUUUAUACACAUUAUACACCACAAAAAAAAAUAAAAAUGAAAUGAAAACGAGAAACGAGAAACUCAAAACAAAUUGACAAAGAGCUAAAAGUAAGAUGAACUCGAAUGGAUUGAAGUGGGGCGAAGCUGAAAAUAUUUUUACACAGAAACCUUGUUUUAUACACGCAUCAAGUUGAGUCCCAAAACCGACAUACCCCGAUCACAACUGCAAAAAUUAAUUAGAGCCCCCAGAAACACUUACAAAACAGAUGUGCAGCUGUGCUCCCGAUUUCUCUUUACUUUAUUCACUUACUUAAUAAUAUGUAAUAUAAUAUGUAAACAUGUUUAAGCAUCUGACGUUUGUCUUUAUAAUUUCGGAUCAGUAUUUAUCGGCAUGUUAAUAUUACACAGUUGUAAUAAGUUGAUACUUUAUUGUAGCUUAUAAUUUCUGUAAUUGUUAAAAAUGAAGUCGGGAACUUUAGCUGAUCGUCAUGCACACCUUCUCGAUAGGAAUGAAUAAUUUCAAGAUUAAAGACACCAAUUACAUUUUGAUUAUUAUACAAUAAACAGAAGGGCAGAAAUCGAACGGUGAGAUAUUUUAUAAUGAUGAACGAUGAUGAAUAACGUAAAGAUAUUAAUUUAUAUAUUCAUAUAUUAGAGAUGCAAAAAGACUUGAACAGUUAUAUACAUUUAAAAUUGCAAUAUAUUGUAUACUUCAUUAAAAAAAAAUAUAUACAUACAUACCGGCAUAUAUGCAACCAACGUAUAUAAGUAAACAUAUUUAACUUAUUUAUAUAAAUGCUUACAGCGAACCAUAAACAUAUACAUCAUAAGCCGAAUCUCAACUCAACUUUUCCAAUGCAAGACGAAUAGGAAUCCCUCAAGUAACUCAAGAUCAAUUCAAGUACAUACAAGUAUAUACUCAAUGACCACACGGCCGGCAAGAUCGCCUGGCCGCACAGGAAUAUAUAGCUAUAUAGCUAAAGAUAUAUAUAUAGUAAUACGUAUGAAUGCAAUACAAUGCCACGCCCACUCCCGCGAUGGGCGGACAGCGAUUUUAAGGCGCUGCCCGUCGGAGUUUUCACAGAUCAGAGAUCAGAACAGAUUUUUCCUUUUGAUACUUAGCAUUCGUUCUUGUUCUACUUUUAGUUAGAGAAUGUUCAACUAGUUUCAGCUUCCGUAGGAGUUAAAUAAUCGACUUAAAAGACACACCACCACACCUAGAUGAACACCCCGCUAUACUAAUAUCCCCGUGACCCUAUGACCCCAUGACCCUGUAAUCCAACACACACUAUUAGACACUAGCCGACAUCUACAGACAUACCCACAUGCAUAGCCAUGCGAUUUUACGGCAAAUAUGUAGAGCAUAUAACCUAUUAUAUCCCAAAGAAAGCUAAUCCAUUCUUAAAUUAAAUACACGCGAGUAGCCGGAGAAAGCGAACCGAUUCGAUUCGAUUUGAAAUGAAACGAAAGCAGAAGAAUCACAGCAGAAGAAUCCAUUAUGGAAAUGACAACAAACAGAGAAUUAAACUUCCCCCCAAAGAGAAACAAACAAAAGAACACGAAAAAGCAUCCACAACAAGAUCCAAAAACGAUAUGACACGAUGAGUGGAAGAAUUAUAAAUCAUAGUUAUAAAAGCUACACCCACACACUAGUGCAGCCAUGUAACUAUUUUUAGAGCCUCGGAAAUAAACAUACAUAAAAUACAUAAAAAUAUUAAAUAAACGACAGAGAAAACCAAA
Molecule: messenger RNA, 7110 nt
Organism: Drosophila santomea
Lineage: Eukaryota; Metazoa; Arthropoda; Insecta; Diptera; Drosophilidae
Product: zinc finger protein 37
Exons: 3
Coding region: 854-2734 (626 amino acids)
Biological process (GO): regulation of DNA-templated transcription
Molecular function (GO): DNA-binding transcription factor activity, RNA polymerase II-specific; RNA polymerase II cis-regulatory region sequence-specific DNA binding
Source: RefSeq, a predicted model, not a curated record